This is a messenger RNA of Nelumbo nucifera (sacred lotus), 3631 nucleotides long. The record is from RefSeq and is a predicted model, not a curated record. Lineage: Eukaryota; Viridiplantae; Streptophyta; Magnoliopsida; Proteales; Nelumbonaceae.
AUGACUGUUGCAACAUAUUUUGCUACCUUAGAAGGACUAUGGGAAGAGCUAGAUCAUCACCUCAUUCUUGAUUGGGAGAAUGCCAGAUACAAGGAAAGGCAUGACAAACAAAUUGAAGAGGGCAGAGCAUUUAAAUUUUUGGCUGGCCUAGAUCCAAUAUAUGAGAGCAUAAGGUCCCAAAUUUUGGGAAGGGAUGAAAUGCCAGACUUACAUCAUGUCUACUACCUCGUGAGGAAUGAAGAGGUUAGAAGAAAAGAGAUGCAAGUUGAUACUCAAACUAAACCAGCUGAACAGUCUGUGGAACAUUCGGCCCUAAUUUCUACAAAUCAAAAGGGGAAUAAGUACUCGGACAAGAGACAUCUGAAGUGCACCCACUGUGGAGGAGAAAGGCAUGUGAAAGAGACUUGUUGGGUUCUCUAUCCACAUCUGAAACCAGCUGCUUUGAAGAAAGAUGAGAAGAAUCAGAAGGGUCAAGCUGCAAGUGGGAAUCUGGUUGCCAGUCACAGUAGUGAUGGCUCAAAACACUCAUCCACAGUUACUUCCUCUUCCACGGGACAGAUUGCUAAUUCCUCCGGACACGGGUCCUUGGGUUUCAUUGUCGAUGAGGUAGAGGUACUUAGCCGGACACUAGCCCGUCUAAGGACCAAUUCUCUUGCUUCCACCUCCCUUGCCAGAUCAGGUACUGCCUCUGCUUUUAGUGCAACUAGUUCUAUUGACCCUGCUUCUUGGAUUAUUGAUUCCGGUGCAACUGACCACAUGACACAUAUGUCUUAUCUAUUUUCAUUCUAUCAUUUACUGUCUGGCCAAGAUAAGAUGAGGGUUGCUGAUGGUUCCCUCUCUACCAUCUCUGGGAAAGGGGUGGUUGACCUAAGCAAAGACCUCUCACUCAAAUCUGAGUUCUUGGCUGCUGAAUUUGAGAUCAAAGACCUGGGUCAGCUGAGAUACUUCCUUGGGAUUGAAGUUGCUAGAUCAAAAGAGGGCAUCUACAUAUGUCAGCGGAAAUAUGUCCUUGAUCUUCUACAAGAGACAGGCAUGAUGGGGUGUAGGCCAGCAGAUACUCCAAUAGAACAGAACCAUGGAUUACAGGAAUCAGUAGGAGAGGACUACCUUGAUAAGGAAAGAUACCAAAAGCUGGUGGGGAAGUUGAUCUAUCUGUCCCUCACUCGAACUGACAUUGCUUAUGCUGUACAUGUUGUCAGUCAGUUCAUGCACACUUCUAAAAUCCCUCACAUGAAAGUUGUGGAAAGGAUUCUCAGAUAUUUGAAGUCUUGCCCGGGGAAAGGGAUUUUGUUCAGAAAACACAAUAAGAUUGAAGUUGAAGCAUAUACUGAUGUAGAUUGGGCUGGCUCUGUUGGGGACAGGAAGUCCACUUCCGGGUACUGCACCUUUGUUGGAGGAAAUCUAAUAUUUGUGGUCCUAAUGGAUAUAGAGAGAGGAAUGAGAUGUGGAAAGAGUUGGGAUACAUCAGAAGACUUUGGGAGGGACCCUGGAAAUGAUGUUGAUACUGCUGAAGAUCAAGGACAAAAGAUAGAUCUGUCUAAUGGAAGAAACUUCGAGGGUGAAGCUUUUGAGGGUACUUCUUUUGAUGCAAUAGUUAGUGAAGAUGACAGUGAUACUAUGCAAGAUGAUUCUGAUAGUGAUGGAUUUCUUACAGAGGAUAUGAGUUGUCCGUACAUUGCUGAAACAGAAAAUGAAAAUGAUUCAGAAGAAAAUAUUUGCCAUAUCCCUUUACUGGGACAAAACCAGGAAAUUCAUUUAGAACUUAUGGAGAAAAAGAUGAAGCUAGACAGGCUAAAGAAAAAGGACCCAGAGUUUUCAAACUUUUUGGACAGCCAUAUUAAGGACCUUGAGCAAUUCGGAAGUGAAGAGAAUUUGUCUGGUGGAGACGUUGAGAUAAGUAAUCAUGGGACUUCAAUAGAAAAUGGUGGUGGCUUAAAUUUAAAUGAGAGCAAGGUCCUGGCCAGCUCAACCAUUGAUUCGUGGUGUGAAUUUGUUCUGAAGCAGAAUAGAGUGCAUGCUCUUCCUAGUCUACUAAAUGGGUACAGGGCAGCAUGCCACUAUGGAACUGAUGUAACAUGUAGAAAGAUUGAAAAGAGUGAGACUUUUUGCAAGAUACUGAUGUUCAUGCUCUGUGAAGCUGAUAAUAUAUUUCGACGACAACUAGGGAUUUCAAACUCCAAUUGCAAGGACACCAUCUUGCCGAUGAUGAACAGUUCAAAAUGGAAAACUAUGAAACCACUGAUUAAGUCUUAUCUGAGGAGUACAGUGUUCCUUUUGAAUCAGGUUACAGACUCUGGAUUACUGUCCUUUACCAUAACCCGCCUCAGAGCAUCUAUUGUUUUCUUUACUGCUUUUCCUCCCUUGCUGCAAAGGCUUGUCAAGGUCGCAGUUCAGCUGUGGGCAACUGGGGGAGGGACUGUAUCAUCAUCUGCCUUUUUUGUCAUGCAUGAUUUGGCUUGUUUGUGCAGUUCAGAUUUUCUAGACCCCUGUUUGGUAAAGGCAUAUAAAGCCUUUAUUGCACACUGCAAGUUUGUGGAACCUGCUAAUAUGAAACAUAUGCAGUUUCUUGGAGACUCCUUUGUUGAUCUGUGUUCUGUAGACAUACUGAAAUCUUAUAGCAAGGCACUGUUGUUUAUCCAAGAACUAGCCAAGAUAUUGCAGCAUGGUCUAACAACAAAGAAGAAGGAAGUACUCAAGAAGAUAUGCAGUUGGCAGUAUAUAAACUGCAUCAAUCUCUGGGUUAAGUUUCUAUCAAAAAAUAUUAAGGAUCAUGAUCUUCAGCCAUUGCUAUACUUGAUCAUUCAAAUUAUAAGUGGAGUAGCUUAUCUUUUUCCUGGGCCUCGAUAUCUGCUUUUGAGGUUUAAAUGCAUUCAAAUGCUCAAUGAACUCUCUAUUUCUAGUGGGGUUUUCAUUCCUAUCACCUCAUUGGCACUUGGUGCUCUAGAAUAUUGUGGGAGUGGCAGGGCAGGUGCAAGGCCUGAAAAGGCCUUUGAUUUUUCAUUUGUCCUAAAGGUGCCAAAACAAUGGUUAAAAUCACAGUGCUUUCAAGGAGAGUGUGUUCUUUCUGCAAUCAAGCUGCUAUCAAUGCAUCUUUCUCAGUGGAGCUGCCAUAUAUCCUUCCCUGAACUAGCAACUAUUACCCUCAUUUUUUUGAAAAAGUUCCAUGAGAAAGCAACUUCUGAAGUCAUACGGCAUCGAGUGAAGCAUCUGAUAGAUCAGGUUCAACGGAAUGUUGAGUAUGUGCAGAAGAAACGAGAUGAAGUCGCAUUUUCACCAAAAGAUGAGGAAUCUGUGGAAUCAUUUCUAGAGUUUGAAAAGUGCAGCAGAAAUGAUCCCUUUACUCAAUAUUACACAAGAACUCAACAAAAGUCUAUUUCUCAAAAUAUCUCCAUGAAGGAAAAGACAAGUAUGGUUGAAUCGCAAGAAUCAAAAAAGCAUAAGUUGCAGACGUUGGAAGAAGGUUUUAAUGGCGAAAAGUAUUUUAAGAAAGGGAAGGUAAAUUCUAUUGUUGGCACACGAGAUCGAAGAAGGAAGAAACCCAGAACCUAGACUACUGAAGUUUGCUCAGUUUUUCCAAAUCUAUAAUCUACUAUUCUACUUUGCUUCAGUGCACAAGUGCAAGUUCGAUAAA